AUGUCUACUAUUCCUAUACAGAUAAAUAAUGGGGGUGGAGGAUCAUAUGCCCAAAAUUCAAAUGGUUGUUCAGUACAAUUGGAAUUCUGGUUUAAUGAUACACUAGGAACUGAAACUCGACAAAUUCAAUCAAAUAUCCAAACUUCUCAAAUUGUAUCCUUAAAUUUCAACAACAAUGGAAACAGUUACCUAGCUGUCACUUUUGCUUUCCCUCUGAACACCGUCUCGUCUUUGGAAUUAAAUAUUUCAAAUACUAACCUCCCAUUGGUAUUUGAUUCACUGAAACCAAUUUCAUAUGAAUGUUUAUCUGUACCAAUCCCAAACAGUAUUACUUUGGGUACAAACAAAAUUUUAAGAGAUCCCUUUACCUAUGCAACUGGAUAUCUCAAUGUCAAAUUAUUACACAAGUACCCACCUCAACCCUAUACAUGUGCCACCAACAAUACACUUUACACUUGUAUAUUUAAACAGGCAUCGACUGGAGAUUACAGUUAUGAUUAUUUCACUAUUGCUAUUACAUUCAGUUUGUCAACUUCUGCCACCAACUAUGAAAAUCCAUUGGCCAUCACAAUCACCAAUAUAAUUGGAAACAAAACAACUAUUACAGCAAUUCCUUUUGUACCUGGAAAUACUGAUUCUUCAAGUUCCAUAACGACUUACCCUUCAGAUUAUGGUGAAAUAAGUUGCUCUUCUUAUAAUGCAGAGAAUCAAGGAUGUCCUAUUUUCUAUACUAUUCAAGUCACAAACUAUGCAUCAGCCUAUACUCAAUUUUUACCAAAUAGUGCAAUAGUGAAUAGCAAACCACUUAUAAGACCAGUCACCCAUAGCGGAAAAAUUAUGACUUAUGCAGCUCCCGCUUAUAUUCCAUCGGGUUCUACCAACAAAUUUGCUAUUUUUGAUGGUGAUGGAUAUGCAUCGCAAAGUGCUGGAAGAUAUUUUUCUGUUUCAACAAGUAGCUAUGUAAAGUUCACUACUGGUGCCCUUACCAUUGUCAACAAUCCAAAAACAAUGCUAUGGAAUUUCAAAGGUACUAUGAAGUUAAACAUCAUAAACAAUUACUUCCCUGGUUUCAGAUUUUUGGAACCCAACAAUAUUCUUUAUACUCUCCCAUAUCCAUUCGGUCUCACAUCAUCUCUAAAGGGUACUACUGUUUCCUACUCAGUAUCCAAAGGUAUCUCUGCUCUACAAAGUGUUGGUGUUAGUUUGAAUGCUACAUUUAUUUUGACUUACCAACAAACACUUACCUCAACUCCAACUGGUAGUAACCUGGAUAACUCUGCACCACAAUUAAUAGGAAUCGAAUAUGUCCCAUUAAAUUCCAACUCUUUGAUUGUUCGUGUAAAGGCUUCCGAUAACUUGAGUGGUGUAUACCGAAUUUUGAUUGGAGAUGCCAGUAAUCAAAUUGAUCUCAGACAAUAUGAUAUUGUCUACGGUACUAAAUUGAAUGGUGUAUUUGAAAAAGUCUAUACUUAUGAACAAUUGAGUGUUUUGGGUGAUAAUGUAACACUUAUUGACGAAGCAAGAAACUCUCAGACCUACCCAAGAGCCACCACAGUCCUUUCAACAAACUCAUAUCCAUUAGUACCACAGAAAUUCAGUGUAUACCCAGAUCAAAUCACUUACUUUGAAUUCACACCAAACAAUAUCGAUACAAGCUUACAAUUCACAACAGGUACUCUCCAAUUCAAUGUUAGCAAUGCCGACCCAUCUUUUGUACCGGUUUUACAUUUAUUCCCAAACAGUUUUGAUCCAGAUUUCAAAAAUAGAUACACCUUCAAUGGAACCUACAGUACUACUCAACAAAUGUACGUAAUCAACUUUAAAUUACCAAUGAAGAUGGUUCCAACCUCUGUUGAAUAUACUCUUUCAAUGAGUCCAUUCUCAUGGAAUCCAAGAUUACUCUAUUCUUAUAUCGGUGGAAAUGCAUUACUUAAUGUAACAUCAAGUAAAUCUGACGAACAUGGUCCUUAUGCAACAUCAUUUAUAAAAGUUAAAUCAUCAUAUUCAUUCGGAUUGAAUGUAGUACCAGUUAUUUCAUGGAGUGCCAAAAUCACAACACUUGCAAAUUCAUUCAGCUAUGGUAUCCUAAGAGUAUUGAGUGACAUUGAUCCAAAGACCUACGACAUCUAUUUCGAUCAGACCAAUUGGUCAACUACUGCUAGUGUUUAUCAGAUAUCACUUACUCUAGAGCCAAACUGUGCAAGUCAAACAUUUACUAUUUAUGACCUUAUCCUUGUAGAUGCAAACGGUUACAGAACUGAAAAUGAAAACAGAGGACUCAUUGACUCUCUCAUUAGAAGUAACUUUUACUCAAAUGGUGCUGAUAUUGAUGUACAAUGUUCAUAUCCAUCAUCUGAUAGUGUAUCACCAGUUUUAAGUUCAUUCGAUUUCAAUCCAAAAGAUAUCGAUGUUGGAUCUGUGAAUAGAUCAGUGUAUUUCGAAUUCCAAGUCACUGAUAUUAACUCUGGUCCUUCCAAGACUCAUAUACCAGUGUUAUAUCUAACCAGUUUGUUUGAUGAAAUUCUUAGUUUCCCUGUCAAAGUUAAAUCGAUCAAUUCAACAGUUGCCACCUACAAUCUCAAUGUUACACUGCCGUAUGGAUUUGGUGUAGGUGGUACAUUGGUAUCGGUCUACGGUAUCAGCGAUGUCCAAUUGAACUUUAUUGGAUUCAGUGGUAACGAGCUUUCCGGUGCAGGUCUUCCAUAUUUCAUCAACACAACACUCACUCAGACCUCACCAAUCCUGGAAUCCGCCACCAAUGUAUCAGUACUAGGUGGUCCACUCACUGUAUACGGAAGAAGAUUCGGUGCAUUACUCUCUGAAUUCGAAGCAUUCAUUCACUACUAUGACUCCAAUCCAUUCGUCCCAAUCAGACCAACACUCUUCUCUGGUACUGUGUUGGCAUUCAACACAAGCGCAAUGCCAAAAGGUGCAAUUCUCAAAGUUGCAGUCAGAGGAGUUGAGUCCAAUUUGUUAUACAUCAAUUCAAAUGAACCAUAUGUACCACCACCCAUUGUCGAUCCAGAUUGUAGCCAAGUUAACAAUUGUUCAGGUAAAGGAAAUUGUACUGCAGACAACAUUUGUAACUGUAAUCCAGGAUGGGGAUCCAUUGAUUGUUCUAAACAAACUGUACCAAGUGAACCACCUGUAAUCAAUCCAAAUGAUCCAACCACUAUUAUUGUUGGUGGAAAGAUCUCGGUAGUGAAAAUCAGAGAGCUCACCGAUAUUGGAGGUCUCGUGAAGGAGUACAAUCUCACAAAACAAUGGGACUAUGAGAACCUGACAAAGGACGAAUACACACUGGCAAGCCAAUAUACAACAACACUACCCGAUACCAACACCAAUGUAACUGUUACUGUCCAGUGGUUCACUCAACCAACAAACGUCACAUUCGCUGGAAAGACUAUUACCAUGGGAUCAUACACCUUGAAAUACUCAAUCUAUCUCUCACCGUAUGCAUUUGAUUCACACCUUAAUCAUCUGCAAGUCCUGAUGUCAGCAGAGAUGGAAACCACCGAAAGUACAUCGUGCUCCGCCAAGCAAUCCGGUGGUGUUGGUGAUGCCGAAGUCAGUUGGAUCAAACUACAACUCAAUGGUAAAACACUCUACAUGAGAUUCCUCACACUGGCCGACAGUGAUGGAAGACCCACUCAGAUCACCAAUAGUAUCGUAGACGGAUCACCUAACAAGACUGACAAUGCACAGAAGUCAGAUGCUAUCAUCGGUAUCAAUGUGCCAUACUAUGAUAUCUACACUCUUAUCGAUCCAGAUUUUAGCAUGUUGAUCGACACUCAAAACGAAGAUUCCACCUGCUCCAAGAAAUCAAGCGGACUAUCAAAGAAUGCUCUCAUCGCCAUCAUUGUUUGUGCUGCCGCAUUUGGUGUUGCCCUUAUGGCUAUGGUUGCCUACUCCAUACGUAGACACUUCCAAAGAAAACAAUUGAAUCAAAACUACAUCGUUCAACUAGAUUGGCAUCUAUAA
Heterostelium album PN500 is the source of this 3981-nucleotide messenger RNA. RefSeq lists its product as uncharacterized. The transcript has 11 exons. Lineage: Eukaryota; Evosea; Eumycetozoa; Acytosteliales; Acytosteliaceae. Gene Ontology annotation, biological process: sexual reproduction. The record is from RefSeq and is a predicted model, not a curated record. Bases 1 to 3981 code for a protein of 1326 amino acids.